CCUUUAUAUUUCACACUCUUACACCCUUUCCUCACGCUAAAAGGACUGUUCAUCCGUACAUCAUUUAUACCUUAUCUUCAUUCUAUUAAUGCCCAAACCUUCUCACCCACUUCUUUCAUUCUUCCAUUUUCUUCCACACCUAAAAAAUAUUUCCUUCUACCUCUCAUACUACAUCUUCUCACGCAACACAACACAACACCACUAUGGAGGAACUCAUCAUCUCCCCUUCCUCAUCCUCCUCUUUGGUCACUCUACCCCAUCAAAACCCAACACCAUCUAUUCAACAAAACCUCCAAUUUCUCCUUCAAACCCAACCCGAUUGGUGGGUCUACGCCAUUUUCUGGCAGGCUUCACACGACGACAAUGGUAACCUUUUCCUCUCCUUCGGAGAAGGUCAUUUCCAAGGCACCAAAGAAACUUCUCCAAAAUUCUCAACCCCCGUUUCCACCAAGAAGUUCCCCAAAACCCCCAGAACAGAAAACAUCAACGAUGCCGAGUGGUUCUACGUCAUGUCGUUGACUCGAACGUUUCCCGUCAACAAUUCUUCUUCUUCGACCUCUACCACUCCUUCCUCACUCCUUGGCAAAUCUUUUGCUCUGGGCUCUGUGCUGUGGCUCAAUAGCAAACACGAGCUCCAAUUCUACAAGUGCGAGAGAUCAAACGAGGCACAGUUGCACGGGAUCCAAACUUUGAUCUCCAUCCCCACACAAAACGGCGUCAUCGAAAUGGGAUCCUACGACAGCAUCAAACAAAACUGGAACCUCGUCCAUCACGUCAAGUCUCUCUUCCAACCCCUCCCAGAUCCGCUUCCCGUUCAACUCCUCAACGACCACACCAUCUCCUUCGCUGACAUCGGCGUCGUCGCCGGAAUCCAAGAAACCAAAAAGCGAAAACAAACCCAAACACCACCCAAAAGCCAAAAGGACAGCUACGUAGACUCCGAACACUCUGAUUCGGAUUGUCCAACGCUGCCAACCACCUCCACCCCGACAGCCUCGGAGCCCAAAAAACGUGGCAGAAAACCUGUUCUCGGCCGCGAGACACCAAUGAACCACGUGGAGGCUGAGCGGCAACGGAGGGAGAAGCUGAACCAUCGCUUCUACGCGCUACGCGCUGUGGUUCCGAAUGUUUCGAGGAUGGACAAGGCUUCGUUGUUGUCCGAUGCUGUCGCUUACAUCAACGAGCUCAAAGCGAAGAUUGAGUACUUGGAAUCGCAGCAACAAAGAGAGGGUAAUAAAAGAGUGAAGACAGAAAUGAUGGAUACCAUGGAUAAUCAGAGCACCGCCACUACGUCCACCAUCGUAGACCAAGGGAGACCUGGUCCUGGAGGCCCAUGCCCAUUGGGUCUCGAGAUCGAUGUGAAGAUCGUGGGGCCUGAUGCCAUGGUGAGGGUGCAAUCCGAAAAUGCGAACCACCCCGGGGCGAGGCUAAUGGGUGCACUGAGAGACCUAGAGUUCCAGGUUCAUCACGCUAGCAUGUCGUGCGUCAACGAUCUCAUGCUUCAGGACGUGGUGAUCAAUGUCCCUGAUGGAAUGAGGAGCGAAGAGAGUCUUAAAUCUGCCAUUCUCAUGAGGUUGGAUCAGUGACAGUGCCCAGAUUUUUACCGUAAGAAUAGUAGCUGUAACUGUACGAUGUUGCUGUUCAUAGUAUAGUAUAGUUGGUUCCUGGUUUGCGUUAGAAUAAUGAUUAAAGCUUUAAAUUAAAAAAAAAAAAAACUAUCUUUUCUUUUUGUCGUGCAUGGUGCUUGAUGACGGUGGGGUUGGCUCCAACCUUCAAUUAUGUGAUUGAGAUGCUGAUCAGGGAAUCUAAGGAGCCUGUCGUUUAUGUGAACCACUGUGUUUUGUAUAUAUAUCCUUUCGGAUUUUGAAGUUGAAGACAAACAUUAGUAGAGAAAUGUGGUCACCAUCUUGUUUAUGAUUU
Messenger RNA from Vigna umbellata (rice bean), 1920 nucleotides. Its product is annotated as transcription factor bHLH14-like. Gene Ontology annotation, biological process: regulation of DNA-templated transcription. The record is from RefSeq and is a predicted model, not a curated record. Gene Ontology annotation, molecular function: protein dimerization activity; DNA-binding transcription factor activity; transcription cis-regulatory region binding. NCBI's taxonomy places the organism in Eukaryota, Viridiplantae, Streptophyta, Magnoliopsida, Fabales, Fabaceae. Gene Ontology annotation, cellular component: nucleus.